Molecule: messenger RNA, 3286 nt
Organism: Cataglyphis hispanica
Lineage: Eukaryota; Metazoa; Arthropoda; Insecta; Hymenoptera; Formicidae
Gene: MARCH6
Product: E3 ubiquitin-protein ligase MARCHF6
Exons: 7
Coding region: 175-3102 (975 amino acids)
Cellular component (GO): endoplasmic reticulum membrane
Molecular function (GO): zinc ion binding
Source: RefSeq, a predicted model, not a curated record
CAUGAACGUGAACUAGAAAGAACUGGAAGUAGCAGUAGCCAGCAGUAGUUUUUCAAUAUUUUGCAUAUUAACAAUUUUCGAUUGGAUUGAUAUGUGUUUUUAUUCGAGUACACCGAUAAAAGAUCACUUCUGAUUUCCUAUUCGUGAUACGUGUUUUUCUCCCUAUCACCAAACAUGACGGAGGACAUGUUGGGUGCAGAUAUUUGCAGGGUCUGUCGAUCCGAAGGCCUUGCAGACAGACCUCUGUUUCAUCCUUGUAUUUGCACGGGUAGUAUCAAAUGGAUACAUCAAGAGUGUCUGGUUCAAUGGAUGCGUUACUCGCGUAAGGAGUACUGUGAACUCUGUGGCUAUCGCUUCUCAUUUACACCUAUAUAUAGUCCAGAUAUGCCGCGCCGUUUACCACUAAGAGAUGUUGUAGGUGGUUUAUUUUCAAGUAUUGUCACUGCUGUCAAAUACUGGUUACAUUACACAUUAGUGGCGAUUGCAUGGCUAGGAAUUGUUCCUUUAACCGCGUGUCGCACAUACAGAGCUCUUUUCAGCGGUCCCCUUGAUUUAGUUCGAAUAAUGUCGUUACCGAUGGAUAUGCUUUCCACUGAAAAUAUAUCAUCGGACGUAUUUCAUGGUUGUUUUGUAGUUACUUGCACCUUAUUUGCGUUUAUCGGUUUAGUAUGGUUACGCGAACAAAUUUUACACGCGGGUGGUCCUGACUGGCUUGAAAGAGACAAUGUGCAGUUGCCUCCAGUCGACAAUCCACCGCAAGCAAAUGCACAACAGCCACAGCAACCUCAAGAACAACGUGCUAUGCCACAAGAAGUUCAAGACAACAAUAAUAUCCCUCCUUUUGUUGAUCCACCUAUUCCACAAGAGGGAGAGUUACGUAAUGAAGAUCAGCGUGCAUAUCAAGAAGUGGCAGAAAACUUGAUUAAUAAUCCACGAAUUGGCGAACCCGAAGAUCUAAGAGAUGUACAAGCACCAAUUCCUCCCGAACCUCUUCCAAUUAGAGACGAAAUCGGUGCAGACGGCGCACAAGUGAAUGCUGGUGGUGAACGUUGGGCGAGAGGGCAAGCAGUACAAGCACAUGUGGUAGGACAAGCACAGGGUGAAGCCGAGGAAGCUAAUUGGAAUCCUAUGGAGUGGGAUAGACCUGCUGAGGAAUUAACAUGGGAACGUCUCUUAGGAUUGGAUGGAUCCCUCGUCUUUCUCGAACAUGUCUUCUGGGUUGUAUCCCUAAAUACUUUAUUUAUCAUGGUAUUUGCUUUCUGCCCCUAUCAUAUUGGUCAUUCCACAAUAGCGAGUUUAGGAUUGCAGGAACAUGCAGCGGCAUCACACUUUGAAGGUUUGGUAACAACAUUGUGUGGUUACUGCGUUAUCGGAGUUUGUCUAGUGGUUCUCCAUACUCUUGCCGCUCUGUUAGGCUUUCAGCGUUCUCAGCGAAUCUUAGGGCUUUGCUACGUUAUCGUCAAAGUCUCUUUACUCUCCGUCGUGGAGAUUGGCGUACUUCCAUUAGUUUGUGGCUGGUGGUUGGACAUUUGCUCGUUAGCGAUGUUCGACGCCACACUUCGAGAUCGAGAAUCCUCGUUCAGACUCGCUCCUGGCACAUCUAUGUUUAUUCAUUGGCUGGUGGGAAUGGUUUAUAUAUAUUACUUUGCGUCGUUCAUUCUUCUCUUACGCGAAGUUUUGCGACCUGGAGUUCUCUGGUUUCUGCGAAAUCUGAACGAUCCUGAUUUCUCCCCUAUACAAGAAAUGAUACAUCUUCCUAUAUUGCGACACGUACGGCGAUUAGUCGCGUCUGCGAUUAUAUUUGGCACAGCGAUUUUACUCAUGUUAUGGCUGCCUGUGAAAAUUCUGCGAUGGGCUUGGCCGGGAUUUUUACCCUACACUGUGACCGUACAAAGCGAAGCUCAGGUAAGCGAACUUUCAUUGGAACUGCUUUUAUUGCAAGUGAUCCUUCCCGCAUUAUUGGAACAAUCGCACACGCGCACAUGGCUAAAAGCUCUAGUGAGAGCGUGGUGCCGCGUGGUAGCAUGGAUGCUAGAUCUUCAGUCAUACUUAUUGCGUGAUCAGGCGGAUGAUCCGGGAUUAGCGGUUAUCGAAGAACCACAACAUCCGGAUUUGGGCGCUGCGCAUCAAGCAUUAUUGCAACGGGAGGGACCUACGGGAUUUCAACCUUACACCAGACCACGGUGGUUCCCCGCUCGACUGGUUGGACUUUUGUUCUGCGUUUGUGUAUCCCUUGUGAUCGCUAGUCUAGUCGCUAUGACGCUACCCGUAUGGCUUGGACGUAGAGUGAUGGCAUUAUGGAUGGUAGGAGCACCUGCUCCGUCGCCGCCUGUUUUGCCACCUGCAGUAACCGGUUCCGAUGGUGGUGACACUGUAGGCCCUCUGUCCGGAAGAGUACACGAAGUGUACACAAUAGCGUGUGGAACGUACGUGUGCUGGGCUGCGGCGCGAGGUUUAGCGCUAGCCUUCUCCUGGUUGCCUCGUGGUCGCAGAGCCAUCAUAGACCGAAUUAAACAUUGGGCGAUUUUAGGCGUCAAGGCCUCGGUGGCAUUCGUACUGCUUGUCGGUGUCAUACCGCUUUUAUUCGGUCUUCUUCUCGAGUUAGUGGUGGUGGUUCCGUUGCGCGUCCCGUUGGAGCAGAAUCCCAUUCUAUUCAUCUGGCAAGACUGGGCUUUGGGUGUACUGUACACGAAGAUAGCUACUGCUGUGACGAUGAUGGGGCCUGAUUGGCGAAUACGUCUCGCUAUCGAGCGAGCAUACAAUGACGGGAUAAGAGAAAUGGAUCUGAAAUUUAUCGUCAAGGAAUUAGCAGCUCCCGUUAUAUGUUGCUUCGGCCUUGCUCUCGCGAUUCCUUAUGCCGUGGCCUACGGAAUAGUUCCGCUUUUUGUAACCAAUCUGCAGACUCAGAUUCUUAUUGCCAGACGUUUAUAUCCUUUUCUUCUUUUAGUGAAUCUUGUCUGUGUAGUGAUCUAUUUUCAGAUACGCCAAUUUAAGAAGCUGUACGAACAUAUUAAGAACGACAAAUAUCUCGUAGGACAAAGGCUCGUCAACUAUGAACAUCGUAACAAAUCGCAACAACAUCAGUCACAGAGAUCGAGUUAACAACAUCAAUAUCAAUAUUAUACAAAACAUAAUUUAUGGUGGAAGAUGAAUUCUAGGAUUAGCUUCGUGUACAUUCUUUAACAACUACUUAUGAUCAAUAAUUUAUAUUAUAGUCAUGAGAUUUUAUUUUUAAUAUUAUAAUUUAUUGAUGUAAAGCGAUACUGAAUAAAUCAAAAGACUGUUA